AUGAGCGCUUCCACUGGUGGUAAAUUGUUCGUCGGCAAUCUCGCUUGGACGACCGAUACCGGCGCGCUGAAAUCUGCCUUCGGUCAGUUCGGUGACGUUAUCGACGCAAUUGUCAUGCAAGAUCGUGAAACCGGCCGCAGCCGUGGCUUCGGCUUCAUUACCUAUAAAGAAGAGUCUGAUGCCCCUGGUGCCAUCCAAGGUCUGAAUGGCCAGGAACUCGACGGACGAGAAAUCCGGGUUAACUACGCCAACUCCCAAACCGGUGGCGGUGGCCAACGACAAGGUGGUGGUGGCUACCGUGGAGGCGGUGGGAGUGGUGGAUACAGCUCCGGCUACGGCGGAGGAGGCUACGGUGGUGAUCAAGGCGGGUACGGCGCUGACCAAGGGGGCUAUGGCGGUAAUAGUACUUACCAAUCAUACGGUGGUGGGGGCUACAGCGGUGGUGGCCAAGGCCAAGGUAACUGGAGAGGUGACCAGCAAAACAGCUACAACCCUCCAAGCGGUGGCGGGGGUAAUUGGUAA
Puccinia triticina is the source of this 522-nucleotide messenger RNA. RefSeq lists its product as uncharacterized. The record is from RefSeq and is a predicted model, not a curated record. Gene Ontology annotation, molecular function: RNA binding. Bases 1 to 522 code for a protein of 173 amino acids. The transcript is spliced from 8 exons. Lineage: Eukaryota; Fungi; Basidiomycota; Pucciniomycetes; Pucciniales; Pucciniaceae.